UAUAGUUUUGUUUCUUAUUUUGUUUCUAUAAUUUUUCAGAGAAUAAAGAAGACAUAGAGCAGAAGUUGUCUAAAGGCAAACGACUCCAGGUAGCACCUCUUAAAAACAUGGUCAUCGCCACCACAUACUACUAGUUACUCACUAAAAGAGAGAACGGAAGCUAAGACCAAAAAUGUGUGUUGUAAAGGUUAUAUUGUGUAACGUUAUUUGUGCACGUGUGUGUAUUACAGUGUGGUGGCAAAUGUCAUUGUCCAAUAAAUAUUUUAAACAAACUUAUACAUAUAUAAUGUGUGUGUGUGUGUGUGUGUGUGUGUAUGGUCUGGACUGUACUUUACUACUCCCCUUUGUCUGUUUUGAUGGUAAGACUCACAUAUUGCUCACUUUUAAUUUGUCAGUAGAAAAUAUUGUUUUGUAAUAAAAAAUAAAUAAAUAAUUUUGUGUAUUUAUGCUCACUGUAGUGAUAUCAGUGGCAAAAAUAAUAUGACAACAAAUUUCAUAUUUGCCUUUGUAAACUGACACAUAUUUAUUCUGUAAUAUUUAUUUGAUCAGUCUACCAGGUCUACAUGUGUGCCAUGUCCUUGCUGUUCUGUUGAGAGUUUUAAUGUUGUAAACUGUAUAGAUUUUUAUUUUUGAAAGUAUUGAAAUUGCCUGAAUAUUCAUGUUUCAUCAUGUGUUAUUUAUUCUCACAGACAGUUAUACUGGAAAUCAGAGGUACAUUUUUAUUUCUACUCGUAUGACAUGGCUUGAAGCUCAGGCUUACUGUAGACAGCAUCACACAGACUUGGCCAGCUCGAGAGUUGCAACUGAAGACUCAUUUAUAAAGGGACUGACCUCUGACUGGACUUGGUUUGGUCUGUUCAGAGACUCCUGGAAGUGGACAGACCAAACUAAUUUCUCUACCAUCACCUGGAUGACUGGAAAACCUGAUAAUGCUCUGGGGAAUGAAAACUGUGGUUAUAUAAAUAACAGUCAGGCUGCAGAUGCUCGGUGCUCAGACAUAAUGCCUUUCUUCUGUUACUCAGAUGUCACAGGACAACAACAAACACUAAGAGUGAAAGUCCAAUCCAGUGAGGAUGUGAAUGAGCCAUCUUGGAGCAGAUCAAACAGAAACUGAAGGAUUUUCUGAGGACAGAAGAACAUCACAGUGAAAUGGUGUAAACAACCAGAUGGAGUUGUGUUUCACAAGCUGAAAGUCAGCUUUAGAUUCAUGCUAAUUUUGGAACAAAUGUUUACCUGUUAUAUGCAUGUUAGCAUAAUAUUUAGAAGUGGAUAUGAGAUAUAUAUUAAUAUAUCUGGUUUUAUAUUCUAUUAUAAUGAAAAAAAUUGUUAAAAAGUUCUCAUAACACAUCUGGUUUUCCCUUUUUAAAUUUCUCUUGAUAACACCAGUUGUAAUUAUUCUGUACAUUAUAAUAAGAGAUGUGAGCUUUUGGGGAUGUGGGUAAAGAAGAGAUUCAAAACUAGUUGAUAUUAAAUACUUAAAUAGCUAUGAGCAGUUCUUUUCACAUUAUACAUUAUGUUGUCAUUUUAUGCUUAGAAUAAAUAUACUGCAAUUGCACUUAUUUAUCCAUUUAUUAAUUUUGCUAUUUAGCACUAUAUUUAUUUACACAUAUAAUUUUUUUAAAUAAUUAAUUUUAUUCUACAUUUACUCCUCACUCCUUCUUGUCUGAAAAAAGUUCAGUUAUUCAUUUAGAGAACAAACAUGGCUACUGAUGGACCAAUAGUG
Molecule: messenger RNA, 1723 nt
Organism: Tachysurus fulvidraco (yellow catfish)
Lineage: Eukaryota; Metazoa; Chordata; Actinopteri; Siluriformes; Bagridae
Product: C-type lectin-like
Exons: 3
Coding region: 659-1114 (151 amino acids)
Source: RefSeq, a predicted model, not a curated record